AUGCCGGGGGGGUACCGCUGCUUCAAGGCCAUCAUGUUCCUCUCGGGGCUGCUCUUCGGCUCCAUUGUCAUCUUCCUCCUGUGCUACAAGGAGCGGGUGCUGGAGACGCAGCUGAGCCUGGAGGCCAGCGCGGGCAUCGCCCUGGGCAUCGGGCUGCUCUGCGGCCUGGUCACCAUGCUGCUGCGCAGCGUCGGGCUCUUCACCACCGGGCUGCUGCUGGGGCUGCUGCUGGCCACGGCCGCGCUAGUGGCGGCAGCGCCGGUGCUGCCGCCGCCGAGCCCUUGGGUGCCGGCGGGCAGCCUGCUGGGGCUGGCGUUGCUCUGCGCCCUCCUGGCGCUGCAGUGGCCGAAGGCGCUGACCGUCCUCUCCACCGCCGUCUUCGGCGCCGCCGUCGUCGUCGUCUGCGCCGACUACUUCGUGGAAGCGCUGGCGCUGGUGCUCUACGUCUACGACCGGCUGCGGCUGGCGCCGGCGGGGCCACUGUGCUGGCACAGCUGGGUGCUGCUGGGCGCUUGGCCGGCGCUCAGCCUCCUCGCCGUCCUGCUCCAGUGGAAGCUGACGGCCGACGGCGUCUCCCACACCGACGUCAUCCUCAGCCGGCGGCAGAAGCGGCUGCAGCUGCUACGCAUCCGGCAGAAGGAGGCCAAGCGCCGGCAGAGCCUGGCCCCCCCCGAGGGCACCUACCGCCGCAAGCCCCCCCCCGUCAAGCGCUACGCGGGCGAUGUGCUGGCCCCGGUGCCCGAACUGCAGCGUGCUCUUCCUGGGGGACGGUGGGGACCCCCCACCCGUGGGCCCGGGUGA
This is a messenger RNA of Haliaeetus leucocephalus (bald eagle), 801 nucleotides long. Its product is annotated as transmembrane protein 198-like. Lineage: Eukaryota; Metazoa; Chordata; Aves; Accipitriformes; Accipitridae. The record is from RefSeq and is a predicted model, not a curated record. Bases 1 to 801 code for a protein of 266 amino acids. Gene Ontology annotation, cellular component: vesicle membrane; plasma membrane. The transcript is spliced from 4 exons.